AUGGCGAACCUCUACAACCUCGAACCGCAGCCCACGGCAAAGGUCGUCCUCAACACCACCGCCGGCGACCUCACCAUCGAACUCUUCGCGAAACAAACUCCCCUCGCCUCGCGCAACUUCCUCCAACACUGCCUCGACGGCUACUACACCAACACAAUCUUCCACCGCCUCGUCCCAGGCUUCAUCAUCCAAGGCGGUGACCCCACAGGAACUGGCUCUGGUGGAAUAAGCGCGAUCAACGACGGCGAACCCUUCCAAGAUGAAUUCCACAGCCGUCUUAAAUACAACCGGCGCGGUCUGCUGGGAAUGGCGAAUGAGGGCAAGGAUAGCAAUGGGAGUCAAUUUUUCUUCACACUGGAUGCGACGCCGGAGUUGCAGGGGAAGAACACGAUGUUUGGGAGGAUUGAGGGCGAUACGAUUUACAAUUUGAUGAAGAUGGCGGACGCGGAGAUGGUGGAAGGAGAGGGGAGCGAAAGGCCGCUGUAUCCGACCAAGAUUACCGGGAGUGAGGUAUUGGUGAACCCUUUUGAAGGCAUGGUUGCCAGGGCGAGAGAGGCGCCGAGGAGUAAGGGUGAGGAGGUCAAGACUCAGAUCAAGAAGAGGAAGAAGCCGGCGGGGAAAAAUGUGCUGAGCUUUGGGGUGGAGGAGGGUGAGGAGGAUCCUGCGCCGGUGGUGAAGAAGGUUAAGGCAAAUCCGAAAUUGGUUGUGGUGGAAGAGGAAGAGCCGGCGAAGGUGGAGAAGGUGCAGAAGAACAAGGCUCCGAAGCCGAGGGAAGAAGAGCCAGAGGUAGAGGCGGAGACGGAGGCCCCAAAACCUGUCAAGCAAAAGCCGGUGGCGGAAGAGAGCGAGGAUGAGGCAGAAGAUGAAGAGCCAGGAGACAGGCGCCAGAAAGCGCUGGACAAGACAAAUGCGGAGAUCGAAGCUUUAAAGGCGAGCAUGAAGCGAAAAGUCGACACAGGUCCCAAGGAGAAAGAGAAGCCGAAGAGCGCGCUGGAAGCCAUGAUACCGAGUACGAGCACACGUGGGCGGAAGCGAGGCAAGGUGGCGGACGAACGAGGAGCUAUGGACAUGUUCAAAGCAUUCAAGCAGCAACUCGACGGGCUGCCUGCUGAAGCACCUCAAACGAACGGUACAACGAAGCAACCUGAAAGCAAAGAGAAUGGCCACGCUGCCGAACCCACAACUACUGAACCUGUUGACGAAGAAGCUGAGCUUUGCGACCUGCACUUUAUUGCCAACUGCCAAUCCUGCAAAUCUUGGGACGAAGAUAAGCCGGAUGGCGAGGCCAACGAAGAUGGCGAUGAUGAUCCAGGAUGGAUGGCGCAUACCCUCACUUUUGCCAAAGAUGUACUGGGUAAAGACUUGGAGUGGAAAAAGAAGAUGGAGGAGAUUGAAGUCAUCGAUCCUAGGGAGAAGGCAAGGGCUAUCAAGGAGGAGAACAGAAACGGGAAGGAGAAAAAGUCGAAGAGAUGA
Zasmidium cellare ATCC 36951 is the source of this 1473-nucleotide messenger RNA. RefSeq lists its product as uncharacterized. Gene Ontology annotation, molecular function: peptidyl-prolyl cis-trans isomerase activity. Lineage: Eukaryota; Fungi; Ascomycota; Dothideomycetes; Mycosphaerellales; Mycosphaerellaceae. The record is from RefSeq and is a predicted model, not a curated record. Gene Ontology annotation, biological process: protein folding; protein peptidyl-prolyl isomerization. The transcript has a single exon. Bases 1 to 1473 code for a protein of 490 amino acids. Gene Ontology annotation, cellular component: catalytic step 2 spliceosome.